Messenger RNA from Salpingoeca rosetta, 219 nucleotides. RefSeq lists its product as uncharacterized. Lineage: Eukaryota; Choanoflagellata; Craspedida; Salpingoecidae. The coding region runs from base 1 to 219 and encodes 72 amino acids. The record is from RefSeq and is a predicted model, not a curated record. The transcript is spliced from 2 exons.
AUGUCUCGCGGACUUGCCAAGCAACAGGCCAAGGAGAAGGCCGCCAAGAAGAACCAGAAGCUGAAGGGCAGCUCCAAGCACGACCACAAGGCCGCGCGCGCCGCUCAGCUCAAGCUCGUCUGCAGCGUGUGCAGGGCACCCAUGUCUGACAAGAGCGUGUACAAGUCUCACUUCCAGGCCAAGCACCCCAAGGCACCCACGCCUCCCGAGUUGCAAUGA